This is a messenger RNA of Acanthoscelides obtectus, 363 nucleotides long. The record is from the annotation of a GenBank genome assembly. NCBI's taxonomy places the organism in Eukaryota, Metazoa, Arthropoda, Insecta, Coleoptera, Chrysomelidae.
AUGUCGGACAAGCCUGAAACGGGCUGCAGUGGCGAGUAUUUGCUGGCUCGUUACCAUUACAGCAGCAUCAAAAUGGCCCCUAGUUGGCCUCUAAGAGCCAAGCCAGCAAUGGCGGGAACUUCGAAAGAAAUACAAAACGAUCUACUGGAUUGUAUUCUUGAAGUUUGUCAUGAAGAAAUAAUGAAACAGAUUAACAGAGCCUCGUAUUUGGCGAUAAUAGCAGAUAAAACAACGGACAUUUCGGGGAAAAACCAACUGGUACCAAUUUUCAGAUACGUAUUUAACAGCAAACCACUAGAAGGACUGUCUGCCAUGGAGGUCAAACCGGCGCUGACUUUAUGGAUGUAUGGUAGGGUUGUGUAG